AUGGGUGUCGAGCAAUGGUCGCCGCGCAACAAUUACUAUCAUCGUCCCGUCAUUCUGCUCAUCGCGAUCCAUCUCGUCCGUCUCGGCGACGCCGUCAAAUGCUAUUGCACCGACGACCAUUGUGUUCCGUAUGGCUCGUGCGAUGGCUCGGUGUGCCUCGUCGGAAUUCUGCGCGACAGCAAUCAAGUGAUUCGAACAUGCGGAUCGACACCAAUUGGAUGUCAUAGUAAUGAGGAUGACAAAUGGACGGACUUGUGCGCGUGCGAUCAGCCAUUCUGCAACACGUUCGCGUUCCUACGAUCACAUACAAGACGAAAAGCCGGUGCUGCACCACCACCGCAACCGCAACCAUCGUCAUCAUCCACGUAUAUCGAUUCCAGUCGUCACGACGAUCAUCUGAUGCCGCCGCCGCCGUCGUCACAUCAUCAACAACAACAACAACCUUCUGGUGUUGACGUUCAUCACGACGCGCCGCUUGUCUUCCAUCGCAUGGAUCGGCCCGAUGACGGAAGGCCGCCGACGUUUCCGUCGCCGGCGUACAACGAUCGAGAUGGAAGCAAUAAGACGUCGCUGCUCACGCUGCUUCUCGUCGUUGUGCCGUUGACGGUCGGAGCGGCCACGGUGAUGAAUUUCAAAUUUUGCAACGAUUUCAAAAUAUGA
Molecule: messenger RNA, 660 nt
Organism: Caenorhabditis bovis
Lineage: Eukaryota; Metazoa; Nematoda; Chromadorea; Rhabditida; Rhabditidae
Source: the annotation of a GenBank genome assembly